AUGCCAGGCUUUCUACCUGAACCACUGAGGAUGUUGGUCUCCAACCCCGCUCUCUGGGACUUCUCCUCAGAUGGUCCUAUCCCAUAUGCAAUGCGCCAAAAGUUCACUGGAAACCCACCUUCCGUGAACUCGGAUAACCCCGUUGCUUCCAAAAUAGUGCUAGUUACUGGGGCUACCUCCGGUGUUGGCCUUGAAGCAGCACGUCAGCUUGCCCAGCUGGGUCCACGACUUCUCAUCCUUGGGGUGAGAAACCUCAGCAAGGCUAACCGCAUCAAGAGUGAGAUCCAAGAGAAUAUGCCUCAUCUCACUGUGCAGGUGGCUGAAUUGGACUUGGAGAGCCUUUCCUCAGUCGACCGAUUUGUGGAAGAGCUAAACGCCAACUCCAUUCAUCUAGAUCUGGCACUUCUCAAUGCAGGCUUUUUCGGUCACGAUGACCGGAUGACCGAAGACGGAUACAGCCCGUUGUUUCAGGUCAAUUUUCUCGGCACCGCCUAUCUUGCGUUGAGACUUCUGCCUCUGCUUCGUGAAAGUACUAUCCAGUCCGAAACAAGCGCAAGAUCUCCACGCCUUGUCUUGGUUACCUCUGAGGGCCACGCCUGGACCACAUUUCCCGAUCUGCCUGAACCCGAGAACAAAAAUACCCUGCCUAUAUUGUCUGUUUUCCGGGAGAAGAAAACACUUGGCAGUGCAGAUGAUCAAUACUACCGUGCCAAGCUUCUGCUUGCAUUGUUUGGGAAAGAACUUUCUCUCAGGCUGACCGCAGCGAAAACCGACACUACUGUGGUCAUCACCACUCCAGGAUUCUGUGCCUCCAAUUUUUUCCCUAGUGAUGUGAUGACCCGCCUGAUUCAAUUUACCUCUGCUCGGUCUAUUCAGCAAGGUGGAGCUUUGCACGUCUUCGCGGCUACAGCACAAGGCUCCGACAUCCACGGGGCGUAUUUACGUGAUGGAAAACCGACUCCGUAA
Molecule: messenger RNA, 966 nt
Organism: Penicillium salamii
Lineage: Eukaryota; Fungi; Ascomycota; Eurotiomycetes; Eurotiales; Aspergillaceae
Source: the annotation of a GenBank genome assembly